GGUUUUUAGUUUCCGUCCUUCUCCUCCUCCUUGCUUCCUUGCUCUGUAUAAAUCUAAUCUGUUUGCACUUUGUCGCACGAUGUCAUAUCAAUGGAGGAUCAAUCGAUCGCCUUCUCUUCUUCCUCGGUCUGACUGUGUCUUGCAUUUUCGUCUUCUUCUUUUGGAUGUUCGCAUACCCCGUUUUCUACAUCUUCUCCGUUCCCCAGGUAAUCCUUUCUAUUACUGGUUGGAAUUUCGAUUUGAUAAGUCUUGGUUUCCGAUCAAUGGUUGGAAUCAGUUUUGGUUACUUGUUGAUGUGAUAUUGUUACUAAGGUCUGUAUGAUAUCGGUUUGAUCAUCUCCCACGGGUACCCAUUGUUGACUCAGAAUGUUAACUGCUUGAUACUGAUUUGGGAGAUUUUGUUCCUAUUUGUUGGAUAACUGGUUGAUUUCUAAUUGGAAAUUUCGAAUGAUGUAGAACCAUGCCUACGUCUUCUGGUGCUGCCGCCUUGGAUAGAUCGCUAAAUUCAGGAGCUUUCAAACCCCUUGAAAUCCCAAGCACAAAACCGCUUCAUUGGAAGCCACCUAUUUCAGAUGUGGCCAAGUUUGAAAGUAAUCAGCAGAAGGAAAAGACAUUCAGUCGUCCUCAGAUGUCACCUUCUCUCUAUGCCACUCCAAAGGAAAUCCCCCUUCCUUAUUCCCCAUCUUCCUCCCCUCCAUCUCCCUACAUCUGCUGUCACAAAGCACGGUGGCCAAUUCUUUUGAAGAGCUCCUCUGAGCUGGAUCUGCCUUGUCACCCCAAUACCCUCAUUGCAGAUGCGGAGGGUACUACCUCUUUGAGGUCAUUUCCUAUCAGCCAGGCUAUUGCAGAGGAUCACACCAAUGGCGUCCAUGACCGUCCUGUCUGGGAUUGCAGCCCUCCUCAUCGGAAACUUUGGAACGACAACUCUGCAAAGUCAAUUAGUAAUGGUGUGAUUGGAAGCAGUAAUGGUUUAGAAUGGGAAAGUUAUUUGCUGGAGUCCGUCAGAAUGAAAGCAAACAAGUCUGAAGAUUUCUGUACCACAGCUCAAUCAGUAAGCGAAUUCACAAGUGACACAGGGUUAGAAGAUGAUGCAGGAGCUGAAAAUUCACACAAACUCUUUUCUUCUGGAGGAGAGUUUUAUGAUGCUCGUGAUGAACUAUCAACCGACAGCGGAACGCAGAGCUCAGUUAACCACAUCGAAAGUGAGCUAAGGGGAAUGAGGUUGAGUUUACUAAUGGAAAUCGAGAGGAGAAGGCAAGCAGAGGAGACUCUGGAGAAAAUGCAGCUUCAUUGGCGGAGGCUCCGAGAGCAGUUGGCCCAUGUGGGUCUGUUCGUUCCUCUUGAUCCCACCAGCAGCCAAUACAGCAUGAACAUAGCAGAUGAACUACGUUGCCAACUCGAGGUCGCCAGGUUUGUAUCUGACUCAGUAGGAAGUGACUUGGCCAAGGCAGAGGUAGAGAUGGAGAUGGAAUCUGAGCUCGAAGCUAAGAACUUUGAAAUCACCCGGUUGUCUGACCGCCUUCACUAUUACGAGACGGUGAACCAGGAAAUGUCCCAGCGCAACCAAGAGGCCAUAGAGAUGGCAAGGCGAGACGGGCAAAGGAGAAAGAGGAGGCAGAGAUGGAUUUGGGGAUCAAUUGCUGCAACCAUCACGCUUGGUGGUGUAGUCUUGGCUUGGCCGUACCUCCCUUCAUCAACGGAUGUAGCUCCGUCAUCUCCAACAGAUUGAUGAGGCUCCCUAAUCAGAUAAUGAGGACGAAGCUGUGAAUAUGAUUUGCUUUUUAUGUACCUUGUUUCUAGAGAAUGUAUAGGAGGACCAUGGUUAGAAAAUAACUCAGCUUCAUACCGAUACCGAUAAUACCAAUUUUGGUUUGGUUCGUGUCUUGUGUUG
Molecule: messenger RNA, 1891 nt
Organism: Eutrema salsugineum
Lineage: Eukaryota; Viridiplantae; Streptophyta; Magnoliopsida; Brassicales; Brassicaceae
Source: RefSeq, a predicted model, not a curated record